GCAAUCGAGCGGUUUCGUACGUUUCGAAAUCCAAAAGAACGCGUGAGUGAAUUAACGAUGAAAGAAAAGUUUUAGCUUAGAGUAGUGUUUUUGUGAUUGAAUUGAUUGUUUGUUUGUUUUGUUGUCUUGCGAGACUCACAACAAUAAAAAAGAAUAUUACGCGAGUGCUGUUUUUUCACUUUAAAUUAGAGUAAAUAGAAGUAGUUGCUAAAAAAAAGAAAUAACAAAACGACAACGAAAACGUAAUGUCCCCGAAAACGUAAUCAAUUCGCAUACCAAAUAAUCGAUGUGUUAUGAAAAGUUAAUUGAAAUCUCAAGAAUUAUUAAAACAAAAUAAAAUUAAGAGGUAGAGGUAGAAAAAGAAGAAGAGGCAGAAGCUAAAUAACAACAAAGUGAGCGUAACGUAAAAAUUAAAUUUGUAAAAAAAGAAUUGAGCAAAGAGUGUAUCUGCUUUGUAGUGUUAAUACAAAACGUGAAAAAGAGAAUCAAGAGAAGAAAUUAAUUUUUUUGUUGUUGCUUUAAUAAAUAACAAAGUGUUUUUUCGUUCGUUCGUUUUUUUUUUUGGCCAACAGCAUAGGCCGAAAGAAAUAAUAGUAUAAAAAUAAAACAAAAUGAGAAAAAGGAACGCCUGAAAACAAAACUGGUGGAACGAGUUGUAAGCAAGAAAUGCCAAAAUAAGAAAUCAUUCACAGAGCAAAGGCGGCAGGCUGAUUGGGGUCCCCCACUACAAGGCAUUCUCUCCCCUACCCGAAAAGAAAACAACAACAAAAAAGUUCAGUGCUUAAUGUUAUGAUGUGUGAAGCGUCUUGAGUGUAUGUGCAAGGCAUUUCUAUGGCAACAACAUAGCAGAGAAUAAUAGGCUUCGGAAAAAAGUUUCUUAUACAAAACAAAAGCUGCCUAAUUUUGAAAUCAAAUUCUAAAAACAGAAAAAAAACAACAAUAACAACUCAAUUGCACCACACCCCGUUUCAUAGACAGACAAUCCAAGCAAAUGAUUCAGCAGCAGUGGAAUUAACAUUUGUUUGUCUGUUUGUCAGUGUUUUAAAAAAUAGCCUUGUUGUUGUUGUUGCUGCUGCUGUUAUUUCAGCGUAACCUUGAAAUUGCAAUUUUCUUUUGCACUGCAACCAACGACUUGCCAAAAACAAGUCGUGUUUUGUUGUUCAGCAACCAACCAAAAAUCCUGGCAGAGAAGAAUAACAUCAACGAUUUCCAUUUUCCAAUAACAAUAAAAACCACAACAACACCAACCACCUAUAACAACAAAUGUCAAUUGCAAAACAUUGUUGGUUGGUGCUCAUCCUUUAACUGCUGCUGUUGCUGCCGCCGCUCUUCAACAAAUGUUGUUGACACUCUCUCCCAACAAUUGAUGAAACAACGGCUGUUUUCUCACCACAGGAAGUGUGAUGUCAUAUUGAAGCUCUCUUUCCUGUUAUGACAGAGAUAGCCCUGCUCUAUUUCCAUGUUUUCUCUCGUUCUAUGUUAACUAAACAUUGCUACUACAACAAAACGAAAACAACAACUACUGCUUCUGCUGCUAUCUGUCGAGAGUAAACAAAUGCAAAUGUUGUUUUGCUGGCUCUAUCGUCGUCGUUAAACAUUGGCAGAGCAAAGACAAAACAUAUGUUUGUUAUUAACGACAGCAGUAACGAGAAAAAUAGCAACAACACCAUCAUCCAAGGAAAUACCUUUGUUUGAAAACCAAAAUAUAAUAAUUUGCAAAAGUUCGUGCUGGUGCAUUUGUUUAGCAAAAUGCCUUCUCUGCUAAGGCCCCAUCGUCAACCGCAACAACAACGACGACGACCUCUUUGUUGUUUUCGCCAACUCUCCUCUCCAGUUUCCGCUGUACGCCAUGGAUUUAUUUACUUCCUUUGUGCAUUUGCAAUUGCCAGCAUAUGUCUGCCAAUGUCAAUGGAUGCUGCAGCAACUCCAAUAUCAUCAUCAACAACAACAACAACAGUAAAUGUUAAAACGGAUACCCAGUCAAAAGCUUCAUCAUCAUCCGCAUCAUUGCCCUCAUCAGCCUCCUCCGCAACAUAUCGAAGUCAUGCAACGACGACAACGACGGGUGCUAAACCAGAAACACAAUCAGCCACUUUUUCUGCCACCACUACUAAUGUUGUGGAUGAUUUCUCAACGCAUUCUGUGAUAUAUCCAAAAAUUCAUCAUGCCAGGCAUAAACGAGAGCUGCGUCAUACCUUGGAUACGGAUGGUCUUCAUGUGCCCCAUAUCACAUUAACGUAUCAUCACAAAGGUCAACGCAUUUUAAUUGAUCUGAAACGUAACGAUAAUCUACUGCCCGAUGAACAUUUUUUACGUUAUCAAAAUUCGAACGCAACCCAUGGACAUGUUGUGCAAAAUUUUACCAAGACUGAAGUUGAUUUAUGCCAUUAUCAGGGCACCAUACGUGACAUGCCCCAAUCAUAUGUGGCCGUAUCGACAUGCAAUGGCGGCGUCAAUGGUGUCAUUUUCGAUGGCAUUGACACAUAUUUCAUACAUUCUGGCAGCGAUGGCCAAUUGGAGGAUGAGCAUUUAUUAUUUAGACAUUCUGAUUUCACCAAAAAUGCCACUUGUGGCUAUGAUCACGAUCAUCAACAUGAAAAAGAAGACUUUUUACAAAAAGUGGCCGACAACAAGGUGCCACAUGUUGCCAAUCACAUUGAUGGUGCAGAAUUUAAUCGCAUACUAAGAUACAAACGUUCAUACGAUGAUGACAACAAUAUGAUACGUGGUCCCUAUAAUUCCAAUAAACAUUCCUCGUAUGUGGAAAUUGUCAUUGUGGUGGAUAACAAGGCCUACAAAUCGUUCAAUGAGAACAUGAAGAAGGUGCAUCAGCAUUGCAAGGAUUUGGCCAAUAUUAUGAAUGCGUUAUAUGUCCCUCUGAACAUAUUCAUUGCCCUGGUGGGUGUGGUCAUUUGGAAUGAAUCGAAUGAAAUUGAAAUAACACCAGAUGCUGACAUAACUUUGAGGAAUUUCCUAAAUUAUCGUCGCACCAAACUGGUUUUGGAACAUCCCAAUGACAGUGCCCAGCUGCUGACCAAAAUUAAGUUCGAGAAAGGCGUUGUGGGUAAGGCAUUCAAAGGCCCGAUUUGUACACAUGAAUAUUCGGGCAGUGUCAACGUGGAACACAGUCCCAUUGUGGGCGUUGUAGCCACAACAAUGGCCCAUGAGUUGGGCCAUAAUUUUGGCAUGGAGCAUGAUUCCAGUGACUGCACUUGCCAGGAUGAGAAAUGUAUUAUGUCGGCCAGCAGUACCUCGGUUCUGCCCGUGCAUUGGAGUUCCUGUAGCAUAGAUCAAUUGAAUAUGGCCUUUUCACGUGGCAUGAACUAUUGCCUAAGAAAUAAACCCACCAAACUAUUUGAUUCACCUCAAUGUGGCAAUGGAUUUGUCGAACCCGGCGAACAAUGUGACUGCGGCAUGCCGGCGUAUUGUGAAAACACCUGUUGUGAUCCCUACACCUGUAUGCUUCAUGCAAAUGCCUCGUGUGCUACUGGGGAAUGCUGUGACUUGGCAACAUGUCGUCCCAAAAUGGCUGGCACCCAAUGUCGCAAUUCCGAAAAUGAAUGUGAUUUGCCCGAAUAUUGUACCGGAGAAUCGGAAUAUUGUCCUCAGGAUGUCUUCAAACGGGACACGGAGGAAUGUGAUGGUGGUCAGGCAUAUUGUUUCCAAGGCAAUUGUCGUUCCCACUCGUACCAGUGUCGUGUCUUGUGGGGUCCAACUGGUGAAAAUUCCGAGCCAUGCUAUGCUGAAAUGAACAUACAGGGAAAACGUGGAGGCAAUUGUGGUUACAAUCGUUUGAAUAACACCUUCAUACCCUGCGAGGAGGAACAUGCCCUAUGUGGCAUGUUACACUGCCGCCAUUUAAACGAAAGACUGGAAUUUGGUAUGGAAACAGCUGCGGUGCUUUCACAUUCCUUUAUAACACACGACAAGGAUAUUGUGCCGUGUCGUGCGGCCCUGGUGGAUUUGGGUUUGCAAUCAACGGAUCCUGGUCUAACACCUAACGGUGCUAAAUGUGGUCAAGACAAGAUGUGUGUCAACCAGAAAUGUUUGGCCAUUGAACAGCUAAGGUUAUCGGGCAUGGGUAGAGAAUGUCCCGAGGAUUGUAAUGGCAAUGGUAUUUGUAAUAGCAAGGGGCAUUGCCACUGCAAUAUUGGUUUUACGGGGCCAACAUGUAAAAUGCCCGGUCCUGGUGGUUCAGUGGACAGUGGACCAGCCACCAAUCCCAAUAGCCACCAAGCAUUCCAGCGUUUUAUGUACAUCUUCUUCUUUGCUGUCCUGCCUUUUAUGGCUGCCUUUUGCCUGUUCAUGUAUUACUGCCGUCAUCAUCCGUUCUUUGCCGGUGGCAAGUUGGCCGAGAAUAUUAUCAAAUCAGCAAGCGGUGCUAAACAACCACCCCGUCCACAUGGCAACAAUGGCGCUGGCAAUCAAAUGAAUGCCAAUGGUUUGCCCAAAUCAACGCCCAGCAGUACGGAUGAUAUGAACUCAGCCUUAUUGAAAUCGCCCAGUGACUCGAAUGACAUGGGUAAUGGUUUAUAUGGAAAGUUCAAGGGAUUCACUUUAAGGCCUUUAAAUGAUGCAACAUCGCCAACCAACAACUUUACCGGACCCAAUGUGGCCUACGUCCAGCCAACACUGCAGGACAACUCCAUACAAGUGCCCCAAAGGGCGGCGCCACCACCUCCCGUUAAACCAAGCGAAGUUAAAAUGAAUGGCACGCUUACACGCAAGGCUCCACCACCGCCCGCCACAUGCAAUGGCAUUGCAGCACCUGCCUUGCCACCGCCAAAUCCUGGCUCAACAGCUAGACCUAUUAUUUCCAUGCCGGUAUUGGAAAAUUCCACCCUGGCAUUACCUUUGAAGCCUUCACAUGGCAGUACCACUGAAUUGGCACCCGCCCGUCCUGCACCCCUGGCUCCAGGUGAAAUACUUAAACCGGCGCCACCACCACCUGUACCACUGCACACCGACCCCAAACUCAAUGUACGUAAAGAUGGCACCAUACGCCGGAUCACAUCAUUUUUGAAGAAGGAUGAAAAAUCAGCUCCCGUUAAAGAGAAAACAUAUAUAGAUCGUGAAAAAUUAAAAAAUCUAGAAAUCUCAGCCCCCAUACCCUUGGCACCAACCGGAGAAUCGUCUAACUCAGACUCCGAAUUAACACCCAAAGAAGAAGAAACCAAGAACUUGGUGAAACGUGCCCAAUCCAUGCGUUCACCCACAAAGAAAACCAACAUACAAAGCUUUGGCUCCAUGCGCCAGGCAUCGGCUCCUGGUUCAGCCAGACCUCGCAGUGCUGUUUCGUCACAAACUCUAAAUGGCCAAAGGCCAAAAAGUCCACCACCCAGGCCACCGCCUCUUAAGAAGACCAACUCAACCACUUCAUCAGGCUAUCAGCUGCCAAUUGGUGUGCCUCGUGGGCCCGAGCAUAUGUAUGAUGAUUGUGAGUUUUCCGAAGUGCCUUUGGCCAGUGUUGAGGAACAAGACUCACCACUGCAUAGGGCAUCGGAAAAUGGUGAUAACAUCUAUUCGGUCAUAGAUGAAAUUCCUCCUGCUGCCCAAACAAUGAAACGCAUUGAUUUGGUUGGCAACAGCCAACGUAGCAGUGUGGCCAGCAGCAACGAUCUAGGUUUAUUGGGUGAAAUUGUAACGGAAAUGGAAAAGCGAACUGGUGGAGAAUCUAUUUAUUCGGCAGCAGCCUCCACCCUGGUGAAGGGGAAAAACAAAGAGGACACCGUCAAAGGAAAGGUGGAAGAAACCAAUACAACUUCCGCCAGCAAUAAGGAAUCAACAACAAAUCUCAGCAGCAAACCGCCAACAAAUCCGGCUUCCUAUCUUAGACCAGCUCCGGUCAAUGCACCCAUAGCAAGGGUGGCACCCACCCGUUCAGAUCUAUCACCAACAACAGCAUUUUCUAGUUUCAAACCAAACACAAAUAACGCGGGAGCCACAACAGCAAAUGCAUCGCGUUUCAAUAGCAAAACGAACAACAACAACACCACCACAACUGCAAACAGAGCUAACAGCUUUACAAAGCCCACACAAAAAUCACUGCCGCCCACCAAUAACACCACAUCAAAUCAAAGUUCCACCAACAACAAGCCAGCUAGUGCGACAAUACAAAAACCCAAACCCCUAUCAGCCAAGCCUUCAUUCUCGAGUACAGGCAAAAAACCGGUGCUAGGCUCGGCAGCGCCAUCAACGACAGCCAAGGUGACUCCACGACCGCCCACAGCACCCACAGGGAAAAAUAAUUCCACAGUGGCCUCACUAACGCAACGCUUUGAAAAGCCUGUUCCGAAUGGUAGCACAACAACGACUACAACGUCCUUAAGGAAAUAGUUUAUAGUUCUAAGAUAAGUUCGGCAUUGCCGUAUGGUAUUCUAAAAUUAUGAAAAGAAAAACAAAUAUAUAAAUAUAUAUUUUUUGUUUUAUGUCGUUAACUAUGUAAGCAAAACGCACUGAUUUCUAUGACGAAAAACCAACCCACACCUAUAUAAGAAAACUAAUGCUUAUUAACACAAGUUAUUGGAAGAAAGUGUCAAGCGGCAAUUCAAAGUCCCUAUCUCCAGCCUUUGAAACACAAAGGUUUUAGUUGGACCCCCCUUCCUCAUAUGCUCUUCUUUAGGAUAUUUAAUCGAAAUAAUGCAAUUUUUCUCUUGGAAAAUUCAUUGCAAAAUUCAUAACAAAAAGUGAUAUUCAUUCCUUUUUU
Messenger RNA from Musca domestica (house fly), 6706 nucleotides. It is a transcript of the gene Meltrin, whose product is annotated as disintegrin and metalloproteinase domain-containing protein adm-2. Bases 1750 to 6336 code for a protein of 1528 amino acids. The transcript has 10 exons. The record is from RefSeq and is a predicted model, not a curated record. Gene Ontology annotation, biological process: membrane protein ectodomain proteolysis. NCBI's taxonomy places the organism in Eukaryota, Metazoa, Arthropoda, Insecta, Diptera, Muscidae. Gene Ontology annotation, molecular function: metalloendopeptidase activity.